GAAGAGGAGGAGGAGGUCUGGCUCGCGCGCGCCCCCACCGCCGCGGCCGCCGCCGCCUUUCUGUCUCUUCUCUCCCUCCGUACUAGACUCCGGUGCAUUUCCGGCCCGGGGGAAUUCGGCGGUCGAGCGGGUCGGGGCGCGCGGGUGGCUGCGGCCGGCCCGCGGAGUGGGCGUGGGCCGAGGUUUCCGUGCGCCCGAGGCCGAGCCGCAGCCAUGGCCGACGUGAGCGUCGAUCAGUCCAAGCUGCCGGGCGUGAAGGAAGUGUGUCGAGAUUUCGCUGUCUUGGAGGACCACACCCUGGCUCAUAACCUGCAGGAACAAGAGAUUGAGUAUCACUUGGCAUCAAAUAUUCAGCGCAACCGUCUGGUCCAGCAUGAUCUGCAGGUGGCUAAGCAGCUCCAAGAGGAAGACCUCAAAGCUCAAGCUCAGCUCCAGAAGCACCACAAAGACCUUGAACAAUACGAUUGUGAAAUUGCUCAGGAAAUUCAGGAGAAGCUGACAAUUGAGGCUGAGAGACGACGUAUUCAGGAAAAGAAGGAUGAGGACAUAGCACGUCUUUUGCAAGAAAAGGAGCUAAAAGAAGAGAAAAAGAGGAAGAAACACAUUACAGACUCUGCUGGGGGCAGCGCUUUUGGAGAUAGCUACUAUUAUGAAGAUGGAGACCAGCCAAGGUCAAGGAGGGCCAGGGAAUUGGGUUCUGGACACUCACGGUUUUGUAGUCUCCAAAAUGAUGGGAAGAUGAUAAAACAAAAGAAGGAAAAACCAAGGCAUCUGCGAGAGAACUUGGAAGAGCUGGAAGAACACUGUGCUUCAGACAGAUCCCUGCCUUCUAGCUGGGGUAGACGGAGGGAAGAUGCACAGAUCGCCAGUGAGCAGCAUGAAAGAAAACAGACUGGUCAAGAGAGGCUCUGGAAAUCUCCACUCCCAAAGAUCAGCGGGGAGGUAUUUCUGAGCACUGAAUCUUUUGGCCACUGGGAGGCCAACACUAGCCCUCGAACUAGGAGUUGGGAAAAACAGUCCGGACACCAUGGCAGACAUUCACCCAAGUCUUCACAGAAAACAGGGCUUCCCUGUAAGGAAAUUGUGUAUGGGAGGGACCUUGGGCAAGGUGAUCAGAGAGAAAGGAGACAUAGGCCCAAGAUUCCUCCCUUCUCAGAGGAUGAAGAACUUGACUACCACCAUGAUGCAGGAAUGAAACCAAGAGGAAUAAAAGAAACUGUUUCUACUUCAGCACAAGUGAGCCACAGGGAUCAGGAAUGGUAUGAUGCUGAAAUUGCCCGAAAAUUGCAAGAGGAAGAACUUUUGGCUACUCAAGUGGACAUGAGAGCAGCUCAGGUUGCCCAGGAUGAGGAAAUUGCUCGACUUCUGAUGGCUGAAGAAAAAAAAGCUUACAAGAAAGCCAGGGAGCGGGAAAAGUCAUCUUUGGACAAAAGGAAACAUGACUCUGAAUGCAAGUCAAAAGCACGGUCAGCACAUUCAAAGUCUAAAGAGAGUGAUGACACACAGCGUUCCAAGAUUGACAGGCCAUCACGGCCACCGCCACCGACAGUGAUGGACCCUGAGGAUCUGGAUCCCAUCCACUUUACAAACCAGCAUAGUGCCACACGCCAUUUCUCAAAGUCAGAGUCCUCACACAAAGGUUUCCAUAAUAAGCAGUAAAACAAAAACAAACGAGAAGAGGAAUCUGCCUUGAAAAUGGACUUGUUGUAGCACAUAUUACUGAAUGAUACAAAAUGCAUUCCGCGUUGGCUGUUCUCCUUCUGUGUGCCAUUCCUGGGAGUUACUUUCAAGUGUUUUCUUAACUAUAAAAAACUUCACUUCAUUUCAAAUGUUUUGGUUAUUUUGGUCACUUGGGCAGUGUAAGAAAAUUUAGCUUCUGAAUAUUGGCCACCUCUUCUCUGAAUAUAUUUCCUGGGAUAUAAUAAGAACUCCGUGAAACAGUACUUGCUAAUUAUAGGAUAUUGGCAACUAGGGACUAGACUUUAUUUAGCAAUUAGAAGUCUACAGAGAUUCAUUAUCAAAUAUAGCAUAACAUUUGGAUGCAAUGAAGUAUAGGAAAGUAUAUGAAAUAGCCACUUUGCUGUUUAUUACUAUGAUAUUUUGAAGGAUACUGCCUUUCAUUUUAUCCUCUUCAGAAAAAGUAAAAUCACAACAAUAAAAUGUAGGGAGAAAUACAAAGAACAGUGGAAGUCUGUUAUUCUGAAUAUAUGUAUUGGUAGAGGCUCUGGAUGGCUAUAUAACCCUCAUUCUUUAGCACUGUACUGCUGUUUCCUCAGCAUUGAGUUUUUCUGAAGGCCCUAGACAAUGCAGCAAGUGCUAAUAUUUAUUUGAAAAACCUUAAUUGUCUGAUACCUUCACUCAGGUCCAUGAAGAAUUAGCUGAAUAUUAAAGAAAAAAAUAGCCUUUCAUAACCGGAUUUUGUCAUUUAAUUAUGGAACAAAAGGAAAUAGAAUAAUUUUCCUGAGAGUUGAUGCCAUCAGUGUUACUUGCAGUGUAGAUCAAGCCUCUUGUUCCCAGGAUAUAGCAGGUUUUGUUGGCAACCUCACAGUGAUGUUUUGUGCACCUGUAAUAAUUAAACUAAUUCAACAAAAAGUUGAAUUUGAUGAAGUGAGUCAUUUGAUGGUCAUUGUAGUCCUUUCUGCAAGACCUUUAAACUCCUCUUCAAAACUUCAGUUUUUAUCUAGGUGCUAAUUUAUGGAAAUAUGUAUUUGCCCAUACCACUUACUUACUAUAAGUGGCAGCCAAGGUUCAUCUAGUGACAUUUCCCCAGCUUGACUUGCUGUUCUCUUCACUGUACUUUUCACUGUAUGAUUCUGAUUUUUUUUUUUUUGCUGUUAUUUCAAUGUGCUGUUUGCUUAUGAAAGAAAAGUAGGUUGCUGAGAGAGAAACAAGGUACAGACUGCCUGCCUUCCAUUUGCCUUGUCUUUCCCAACUCUCUUAACCAUGUGGUGGUGGGUGGGGGAUUCUGGAAACUGUUCCCAACAGAUGUUGAUCUCUGAUUUUGAGAAUAAUCUUUUGUUUCAUAAUGUUAACGUAUUACAUAUGACAGAAAUGUAAGUGAUACGUGUCUAAGAGUGAAGCUGUGGGCAAACAGUAAUCUGGAAAGACACAAAUGAAGCAGCACGGUCGGUUGGGGAAGUGGAGGAGAGGGGAAUUACAGGCCUGGUGUCUGCUAUGAGAUACAUAAGGGAUGGCCUCCUUCAGAGAAGGAGACAAGGUGAAGAGCCUAGCCUUAACUCUACAGAAUGGUUUCAGUGUGGGAGCUUAGUCUCAUUGACUUACUGUAUUGCUGUAUUUUUCUUUAUCUGCCCUGUGAUUUUGCUUCAUGUUUUUUAAACGUAUUUUGAAAUGGUAACUUUAAAAAAAAAAAAUAUAUAUAUAUAUAUAUAUAUAUAGGUGCAUUUUAUUUGAUAAUUAGGAAAGCAGGCAGCAUCUUUUGCCAUAUUUUUGUUUUAUAAACAUUUAUUUUUCUAUCUCAUGAAAUGAUCGAUUUUACUUUAAAAACUGCAUUUCUUUUGCUUUUCACGGACUUCAUUUAAUCAUAUUUAUUAUUGUAAAAUAGACAUGUUUUAGUUUUAAAACUACCAAGCGACUUAACCAGAAUGCUGGAGUCUUAACUGUUGUGGGAGAUGGCCAAAGGUGGUGCUGUCCACUGGAUAGCCAACUCAACAACAGGAUUGGAAAAUGGUUUACUUUUUAUGUUUUUUUAAAGUAGAAUUUUAAAAUAUUUUGUUUGUUUUAUUUUAUUUUUUAUAAAGUGAAAGUUUUUAAGAGUAUCAGUAAUUAUUUACUUAUGAAUAAGAAGAUAGAAAAUGUUCAUAAUUAUACUCUCUUAAUGUGCUCAAAUUUUUACUAUCUCUUAAAUAGUAUAUCUUUGAGAUGAUAGAAGCACCUAACAGCUCUUAAUGAACUGCCACUCUUCACUGUGUUUUCUGCUUUUUAAUUAUUCAUUUUUUAUAAAAUGAAAGCAUUGUUUUGUUCCUUCUGUAAUAAUUAACAUACAGUUUAGUUAUUACAUACAUAAUAAUGUAUUAUGUUUUGCCGUCAAUAUACAGCUGGAUUCUUGUAGCCCUGAGAACUCUUUGGAUGUAAAUGUGCUUUCUCUGCACACCAUCACCUGUUACCAGCAGUAUUACUGAAUGAGACUACCUGUUGUUUUCUCCCUUCCUGUCCUAAAAUUUUUUAACUAUUGCUUAGAAAAGAGGCUAGAUAUACAUCAGAUUAAAUAUGCUAACUUGAAAGAAAGUUAAUUAACAGUAUUCAAGCUACCAUUAGUCAUAAUUGAUUUGUUGGGAGAAUGGAAAAAUUGCUUCUUUGUUCUCAAAGAAUAUUGAAAAGUUUUGGAAGUGACUUUGCAUGCCAUUGAAAUACUAUGGGUCAAGUUAUUUUAUGAAAAAUUGCAAUGUAGUAAUGAGCUCAAAACCAAAACAACAACAAUCAAACUGUAGAUUUCUGGUCUUUACGAAACAUCUAAAUUAAGAAGAGAGAUAUGCAUAGAUAUGCACACAGGGAAAGUCUUUCAUCUUGGCCUUGGUCACAUGGACCUAUGUAACCAUUCUCAAAUAUGUAGCUUGUGUUUCAUUUAACUCUUUAAUACUGUCAUAGUUCUCUAAAUCUGUUUGUGCCAAAUUGGGGGGAAAAAACCACAAAAACUACUGUAAUAUGGUGCAUUCUGUUUACCACAUAAGUGGUUAACAUUUUACAGCCUUGAUCUUUAAUGAGUAAUGCCUUUGUAUAAAACUCUCUUUGGGAGCUAUGAAGAUGUUAUUCUUUGGUACUUUUAAAAGAUAAUGUCUGAUUGGCCGAGAUCAUCAGCUUAAUGAAGGGAUGAAGCCCAUGUACAAAUAACUCAAAGGACUGGGAUAGAAUAGAGCUUACAGUAAAUGGCUUCUUCCACUUGGGAAGGGAAGUGUUUGUGGAAGGAGCACUGACACUGAAAGGAAACAUUGUUCACCGUGAUUUCACUGUGGAUGAUGUGCCAUGUUCUUGUGGCAGGCUUUUUAAAAACAAUCCCUAAAAACUUCAAAAUCUGAUCUUUCAGAAAAAAAAAAGUUUUUCCAAGUAUGCACGGUGUCUGUGAUAUGCUGCUUAUAGCAGAGAAGUGACUCUGGGGUCAUCAUUCUCUCUUCCUGUCUCACAGGCAGAAGUGAUGCUAGAGAGUCACCCCAUCUCUCUCCCUGUUGGUGCCUGUGUGCUUUUGAGCCAUAUCUGUGUAUCUGACUGGUGACAGGAUGCAUAUUUAUUCCUUCCCUGUGAUAGUGCAAUACAGGCAGAGAGUGGCCUACUAUGGAGUGUCCUGUUAAUGCUACAUUGAGCAGUAUUAUCCAAAUACAUACUGGGAGCUUUUUUAUUUAGUUGGUUUUAAUCAUGAUGACAUAUAAGGUAGUUAAAGGGAAGAAUCAACAGCUGCUGUUGCUUGUGCUAUGUAAGUCAUCAGAAAUGUUCAAAUUUAGUUGUAAAGUCUCCAAGAAGGCAAGAAUAAGCAAGGAUAACCUUAGUAAUAGUCACUUCUCUGACAAGCCCUGCACUUUAUGUCAGCAGUGUUUAUGAAGAUGAGUUUGCCUUAAAUUGAGUGCAGCAAAGGCCAUUAUGAACUCUUGUCAACUCUUCAUUGGCAUAAAAUUCAUAGAAGAACCUCAGACAUCAUCAUCUGGAGCUUUGAACUUCUCCCACUGUGCUCCAGUGAUUUGUACUUUUAACAGUUGUGUUUUCUCUGUUUCAUGGAUAGGAGGAGAAUUCCCUGGCUGGAAUAUUCACACACAGUGAUAGCUUUCAGAAGUCGAGAGCUUCCUGUUCUGUUCUCUUUUUAUUUAAUGGUGGCUGCAGAAGACAUUCUAAGGCUUCUAGGAUUCAGUGACAGUACUCAAAUGAUUUCUAAGAAUUUUAACAAUUACCUUUGUGUAUAGAAAUGAUUAUUUACUAUUAACAAAUAUAGGAGAAAACCAAAAGAAAAGAAGUGGAGAUAUUUACUUGAAAUGGUGAUGGGAAGAGUGCUGUAGUUUAUUAUUUUUAAAAGAGCAUUAAGCAGGAAACAUUUGGGCAUGGUAGAGAAGAGAGAAGAACAGCUUUUCCAGGCUGUGUUUAGAUGAACACAGUCAUGCAGGUAAUCACGCUGGUUCAUAUAAGUGUUUGCCACUGUAAGCCGCUUUUUUCCCCAUAUGAGUCCAAGCACUGCUACUAACGUGUUCAUCGUAGACUUAAUGUGCUUUUGUGUGUUUAAGUAAAAUGUAAAGUGUUUUUCUCUUUUUAACUUGCUUUUCAUGGUAUGCUGAUGUCAGCAUUUUAGAUCAGGGCAGAAUUAUGUAACUAUUGUUCUGCUCUUUUUUUUUUUUAAAUACGAAAAAGAGAAAAAAAAUCAAGUGUUUUGAGUUAACAAAUCAGCAAGCUCUGCUUAUUACUGGUGAGGUUCAAAUAGGAAGAAGAGAAAAAAAAUUAAAAGGGUUGAGUUAACAAAUCAGCAAAGAUUGCAAACAGUGGAGUAGGCAUUGAGAGGAUAUAGUCAUGAGUUACAUAUUUUGAAUAUAUUCUGCUACACUGAAUUCAGAUUGUAAUUGCUGAAAUUGACUCAGCUAAACAUUUGUUAAGAGAUUUGGGUAUUGGAAAUUUUAUUCUUAUGAAUGACUUUUCUCUAAAUUCCCACAGGUGAUAGCCCUUGCUGUAAUCUGAAAGUCAGGUGUCCUUUUUCAAAGAUAGCUGUAUUUUUCAUGUGUCUUUUAAUGAACAUCUAGAUGUUUAUUUCAUGAAAUAUUAGAAAGUAAAAUCAGGAAAUGGCAUGUAAAAGUGACAUUCCAAAAUGACAAGUCUCUAAUCCUGGUUGUUUGCUGAGAACAAUCUAUCCCUGUGAAACAUUUGAAAAGUGCUGGAUUUGAAAAUAUAAGAGUUUGUUACAUAAAUCAAGUUUCUCAGGAGAUUUGAGGUGAUACUGUCAUUUGUCUUAUAAUUUGGAAAGAUAAUUUCUUUAGUUAAGCUAUUCAGGAGUCACACACUUCAUUUGAUAAGAACCCUUUAGGUGCAGUGAUAUAGUUAUGCUUAUAAAAAUAGAUGAGAUGGAAUCCCAAGUGCUGGUCAAUUUGUCAAGCACCCCCCCCCCCACACACACACAUACACACAUGCACCCAUGCACCCCAGGAAGGGAUCUGUGAAAUACAUAUUUCAUGGAGCUGAACAGAACCUCAAUAGAAUAUUGUCUCUUGUCCGAGGAGAGACCACCUCAAACCACAUGCCUAUCUAGAGAUUGAGUAAAACUGUGAGGGUCCACUGUGUGAAUGCCUUAAGGUGACUGGUGAUGGUGCUGGUGGGCAGGGAUGCACCCAUCCCGGUUAGCUGCCGGAAACAGUGUUUCGGGUCAUCUCCUACAGCCCAGGUUGCUCCUGUCCAUGGUCUUGUUGAGGAAGAUGAGAAAUAUGGUGCUGGUUACUUUCAUGUGUCUUGGGAGGCUGACAGGUUAACAUCAUUAAGACACUGUCCAGUGCUCAAGCCUUCCCUCAACACCUCUCAUACACCUACAUCAGUUCAUCUAUGCAAGCUUGUGUUUUCGUGGUUUGUAUUUCACACCUGACCAUCAGGUUUAACAUUGGUGUUAUAAAUAAUUUUUAAACCAAAGUAUUGUAUGAGUAAGUCUGUGUACUCUGUUUUUGUGGAUAGUUUGAGGUAAAUACCUAUCUUGUCUUCUCUUAAUAAAGUCAUCUGUUUAUUAAGUCA
Meriones unguiculatus (Mongolian gerbil) is the source of this 7701-nucleotide messenger RNA. It is a transcript of the gene Ccdc50, whose product is annotated as coiled-coil domain containing 50. Gene Ontology annotation, cellular component: cytoplasm. The transcript is spliced from 12 exons. Gene Ontology annotation, molecular function: ubiquitin protein ligase binding. Lineage: Eukaryota; Metazoa; Chordata; Mammalia; Rodentia; Muridae. The record is from RefSeq and is a predicted model, not a curated record. Bases 214 to 1659 code for a protein of 481 amino acids.